AUGUCCAAGCGAAAAGCCGGCGGCGGCCGCCUCCCCAACGUAGUGCCGGACGCCAUGGAGGAUCCAUUGCCACACAUCCCCGACGAUAUCAUCGAGGAUAUCUUCGCGCGGUUGCCGUCCAGGUCCGUGCACAGGUGCCGCUGCCUCUCUCGCGUCUGGGCCGUGGCGCUGGCCACCGACGACUUCGCCGAGCUCCACUACCGCCUCGCCAACCGCCACGGAGGCCCGAGGAUCCUGUUCGUCCAGAACUCGCGCUCACCGGCCGGACAUCCCAAGGUUCAGGCGUGGUCGCCCGCCAACCCCGGCGGCACGACGCUCACGGAGAUCCCCCUCAACCCCGCCCCGUGUGUUGUCACGCACAAGUGCCGCGGCCUCGUCAUCCUCCAAGCCGCAGGGGCACACCACGUGCUCAACCCAUCCACCGGCCGAGUGGCGGCGCUCCCGGACAGUAGGGUGGUCGGCUGCCGCGUAGGGCUCGGCUACGACGUGCGGACGAGGAAGCACAAAGCUGUGCGCAUCGGCUACCUCCGGGAAUAUUUAGGAUACGAGGUCUAUGAAAUCAACUCCGGGCCGACGGUCUGGAGACCGGCGAAGGGUUGUGCUGGGGAGAAACCUGAUAUUUGGAUGAUCGAGAUCGACAUCAGCGUCUUUGCGCAGGGCCGCGUGCAUUGGCUGGCCAUGCGAUCCAAUGAGACGUUCAUCUUCUCCUUCUCCCUCGACGACGAGACGGUUGGGAUCGUGCCAUCCCCACCACUGGACAUGUAUAGAAACUUCAAUUAUCAAAAUAAAUACAGUUUGACGGAGCACGGCGGACGCCUUUGCCUCUUCCACACUGAAAUUACCGACAACAUAAUGGUUCAUACCGCAUGGCCGCGUCGACACGAUGUCUGGCUGCUCCGCGACCAUGAUACGGGCGUGUGGGACCUGCGCUGUCGAAUAGAUCUGCACAUGGUGCCAGGUAAUGUUGUUGCAUCCAUGCAUUAUGCAGACUGGGUCCUCCCGUUCGCCAUUGCCGACGGUGGUUGUCGCAUCAUCUUCAUACAACCACGCUUCAUGUCGUUUGGAGGACCAAGCUUCCAGUUGCGUGUAUACAACCCUGUGACCGGUGACAGCCUUCUCUCAAAUAGUAGCAAGGUGUUAAAACAUGCCGGACUCUACGAGGAAAGCCUUGUAUCCCCCGGUAACUGUUGA
Molecule: messenger RNA, 1191 nt
Organism: Aegilops tauschii subsp. strangulata
Lineage: Eukaryota; Viridiplantae; Streptophyta; Magnoliopsida; Poales; Poaceae
Product: putative F-box protein At3g23960
Molecular function (GO): protein binding
Source: RefSeq, a predicted model, not a curated record